AUCUGUGGUAAAAAUAAAUUCAUUUAACAUUUCCAUGAGACACCGGAAGUGACGUAUCCUGUAGUUUUUGUGUUGUAAGCGAGAAAAGGUCACGGAGGAAGUUAGCAGCAGCGGCAGAACCAGCAGCUGCAACAUUUCACAGGUUUACUGGUUUUACUGGUUUAAAUCUGCACCGUCAUUAAACAGGAUUAUGAGGAGAUGUAGAGACGAAGCUUCAGGAACUGCGGCUGCAGAAUCCUGCUGCCACCAGUGCAGAGCUUAAACUGGCAGCAGGUGAACAUGAGGGCCUCCUCAGACCACCAGGAGAACCUUCUGUCCCAGAACGUCCUUUAGGAUCCUGAUCCUGUCCUCUGAGGCGUUGCUGCUCCCAGGAAGUGAACUUCCUACAGAUCCAGUCUGCAUUUAAAAAAAAACGUCUGCUGCUGAUAAUCCAGAUCGGCAGGAAGUGGUGCUGCGUUCAGGGUCCUAUGUGUCCUCCUGUCAGAGCUGCAGCAGACUGAAGGAGCUCUCUGAUUGGCCGGCAGCAGCUGAAGCCGAGGAGGAGCUGAUCCAUGAGGCAGGAUGCCAGCAGCUGCUCCCUGAUCAGAACCUUCUCCACCCGCGGCGCCGACCCCCACCCCCCUGAGAUGUCCCGGCACAGCAAGCUGCAGAAGCAGGUCCUGGCUCUGUACCGGCAGUUCCUCCGAGCCGGGAAGGAGAAGCCGGGCUUCAUCCCCAGAAUCCGAGACGAGUUCAAGGAGAACUCCCGCAUCAAGAAGACGGACGUGAUGCACAUCGAGUAUCUGUACCGACGAGGCCAGCGGCAGCUGGAGCAGCUGAGGGACGUCAACACCAAGCAGCUGGGAUCCUUCUCCAAAGGCAAAGAGCCCGGCUGAACUGGACCCGAUCCGGGGAAGCAGGAACCUCACAGACUGGACCAGAACCCACCCGGCGCUCUGAUAGCAUGAGACGUAAUAAAUGAAACUUUGAACACCUGAACAUUAUUCCCGGUUUCUUAAACGAUUGUUCUGAACUAGUUGGUUCUGAUUCCACUUCUUCUGCUGUUUCCUCUUUGCUGAAGGAGAUUCAGUGGAAGUGGAAAACAUGGAGGAAUGAUGCGAUUUUAUUUAAGUCUUUUUAUGAGAAAUAAAUCCAUAGAAAGAA
Cyprinodon tularosa is the source of this 1143-nucleotide messenger RNA. RefSeq names its product succinate dehydrogenase complex assembly factor 1 (gene sdhaf1). The coding region runs from base 552 to 875 and encodes 107 amino acids. The transcript has 3 exons. Gene Ontology annotation, cellular component: mitochondrion. The record is from RefSeq and is a predicted model, not a curated record. Gene Ontology annotation, biological process: mitochondrial respiratory chain complex II assembly. Lineage: Eukaryota; Metazoa; Chordata; Actinopteri; Cyprinodontiformes; Cyprinodontidae.